CCCUUCUCUUUCCUUAAUCUUGUUGCCUUCUUAAAGUCGGUGUCUUUACAGCACAGUCGAUCAACCGUGACAGACCCGACAGCGUCGUAGAAGCUUAGGAAGGAGAAGAAAUCAAUCUGAGUUCAUUGCAUCGUCAAGAUGUCACUUCCAAUUGGCACAGUCGAUCAACCGUGACAGACCCGACAGCGUCGUAGAAGCUUAGGAAGGAGAAGAAAUCAAUCUGAGUUCAUUGCAUCGUCAAGAUGUCACUUCCAAUUGGAACAAUGGACUUAUCUACUCUGGAUCGUGGGCAGAUAACUCUGCUUGGUGCAUCAUUUUGUGUGGUGCUUACCUUGCAUUUCACAGUGAAGCUCCUGUCACAACAUCUAUUUUACUGGAAAAAUCCAAAGGAGCAGAAAGCCAUAAUAAUCAUUAUUCUUAUGGCUCCCAUCUAUGCUAUUGACUCCUUUGUUGGUUUGUUGGACAUACGUGGAAGCAAAGCAUUCUUCAUGUUUUUGGACUCAAUAAAAGAAUGUUAUGAAGCUCUGGUGAUUGCUAAGUUCUUGGCAUUGAUGUAUAGUUACUUGAACAUAUCCAUAAGCAAAAAUAUUGUACCAGAUGGAAUCAAAGGAAGAGAAAUUCACCAUUCCUUUCCAAUGACUCUUUUCCAGCCUCGUACAGUGCGGUUGGACCACCAGAGGCUAAAGCUCCUCAAAUAUUGGACAUGGCAAUUUGUUAUCAUCCGCCCAGUUUGUUCCAUCUUAAUGAUAGUACUGCAACUUCUUGGGAUCUACCCUUCUUGGUUAAGCUGGACAUUCACCAUCACACUAAACAUCUCAGUUUCAUUGGCCUUAUAUUCAUUGGUACUCUUUUACCAUGUCUUUGCAAAGGAACUAGCACCUCACAAUCCACUUGCAAAGUUCAUGUGCAUUAAGGGGAUUGUCUUCUUCUGCUUUUGGCAGGGAGUUGUGCUUGACAUACUAGCUGCAUUGGGUAUCAUUAAAUCUCAUCAUUAUUGGUUGGAUGUGGAACAUGUUGAGGAAGCCCUUCAAAAUGUUUUGGUCUGUCUAGAGAUGGUGGUCUUCUCUGUCCUCCAGCAAUAUGCAUACAAUGUGUCGCCUUACAGUAGAGAAGUUGAAUCAAAGUUCAAGCUGAAUGAGAAAAAUGAAUGAUGUAACCCCAGGAGAAGUACCAAAGGAUGCAUGUUCUUGCGAAAUGUUUCCCCUAGUUGCUUUCAUCCAUUGAUACUACAGAACAUGCCAUGGUGUUUGACAUGCAGGAGGCUCCCAGAAAUAGGAACAAUCAUAUAUUUAUUUCUUAAAGAGUAUUUUGAAGAUGAGCUGUACAUUACAAAAUGGUACAAUAUGUUAGAUUGCGCUCUCUAGCUUUAUCCAUAAACCCCAAGAACGAAGAUUUGAAUCUAUGAUCCUAGUUAUUCGAUUGAUUCGGCUCGCGGCCUUCACUUUUUUUUAAGAAUAAUGGUAAAUGAAAUUAAAAUUUAGAA
Messenger RNA from Rubroshorea leprosula, 1483 nucleotides. The record is from the annotation of a GenBank genome assembly. NCBI's taxonomy places the organism in Eukaryota, Viridiplantae, Streptophyta, Magnoliopsida, Malvales, Dipterocarpaceae.